Messenger RNA from Uranotaenia lowii, 4460 nucleotides. RefSeq names its product neuroendocrine convertase 2 (gene amon). Lineage: Eukaryota; Metazoa; Arthropoda; Insecta; Diptera; Culicidae. The coding region runs from base 721 to 2655 and encodes 644 amino acids. Gene Ontology annotation, biological process: protein processing. The record is from RefSeq and is a predicted model, not a curated record. Gene Ontology annotation, molecular function: serine-type endopeptidase activity. The transcript is spliced from 10 exons. Gene Ontology annotation, cellular component: trans-Golgi network; Golgi membrane.
UCUUCUCAGCUACUGAAAUGAGCUGCUGAUGAAGGAAAAACGAGUUAACCUAACAGAUGAUACGUUCAUUGUGAAUCUCAGAGAUGUGUGUGUGUAUUGUGCUUAUUUUCCAACAAUCAUUUGCCAAGCAAGCGUGAAGCAGGUCGGUUCGUUUUAUCGUCGCUGGGCUGAUUUUCCGGAUACUCGGUUGAUUCCGGAACUGUGGAACAAGGAACGGUCGGUUUGGUCUAUUGCUGUAUGCUUCGGAAGUUCAAAAAAGGAACAGUACCCACUAAAUUUCCCAGAAACUUUCAAUCGGAAUCUUGUUUGUGAGUGAAACAUAAUGGAAGCAUAUCAUAAAACUUUGAAAUGUUGUAACAAUAUGGUUCUGGUGAAAAAAGUUAAAACACUCAAUUGUGGCGCCCAGUCGAUAAUAAACUGCUAGGAAAAUUUUGUAGUCGUGGUUUUUCCAGCGUAAUACCAAUUUGAACAUUUUCUCAAGAUAACAUAUUUUAUUGAUUUUUAAAUCCAUUUUCUCGCAUACACAGACAAACUCCACAGGCUGUUUUGCGUCAAAAUACACAUACGGCACUCGGCUGGAAAACCGUCUGUAUCGCAUCAACAAUUUUAUUGGUCCUACACGCUUAACAACUGGGAGUAAUUCGUAGUGAAAGCGCGUAACACAGUAGUGUGCGAUUUACUGAAGAAGCACUGUGCUAAGUCCCAGGUACAAUAGUGGUGAUGAUGUUUAUUCCGAAAUGGUGUUACAUCUCGGCAGGGUUGAUUGCAUGUUGCCUGGUGGUGACAAUUCAUAGUUCGUCUGAUGCUCAUCCAAACAGAGUAUUCACGAGUUCAUUCCUCGUGCGGUUCAAACGCCACGUCGAUCAUGCCCAGGCUCACGACAUCGCUGAACGUAAUGGAUUCGUCAACCUAGGAAUGCUUCCCGGUAGCGCUGGUCGUGAAUAUCACUUCAAACAUUCCACCUUACCGCAUGCUCGAACACGACGCAGUUUAACGCACGCCAGGGUAUUGAAGAAAGAGCGAUUGAUAAACACAGCAAUUCAACAGCAAGGGUUCAAACGAGUUAAACGAGGCUUACGACCGGCUAUUCCUGCCGUUUACGUUCCCGACAAAUCGGAUCCGAAUGUAGGAAAAGCUCCAACAGAUCCGUAUUUCCCACUGCAGUGGUAUUUGCGGAAUACCGGUCAGAACGGAGGAAAACCGCGUCUCGAUUUGAACGUUCAGGCAGCUUGGGAUCAAGGGAUUACCGGAAAAAAUGUCACUACAGCCAUCAUGGACGACGGGGUGGACUACAUGCACCCGGAUUUGAAGUUCAACUACAAUGCGGAGGCGAGUUACGACUUCAGCAGUAACGAUCAAUUUCCGUACCCUCGAUAUACCGAUGAUUGGUUUAACAGCCAUGGUACACGUUGUGCUGGAGAGGUGGCCGCUGCUCGUGACAAUGGAAUAUGUGGGGUUGGAGUAGCAUACGAUUCCAAGAUAGCUGGAAUACGGAUGCUGGAUCAACCUUAUAUGACUGAUCUUAUCGAAGCCAAUUCCAUGGGACAUGAGCCGCAUAAAAUUCACAUCUACAGCGCUUCCUGGGGACCCACAGAUGAUGGAAAGACGGUCGAUGGUCCAAGAAAUGCUACAAUGCGAGCCAUAGUCCAGGGUGUGAAUGAAGGUCGCAACGGAUUGGGAAAUAUCUACGUUUGGGCGUCUGGUGAUGGUGGAGAAGAGGAUGACUGCAAUUGUGACGGAUAUGCUGCCUCCAUGUGGACGAUCUCAAUCAAUAGUGCCAUCAACGAUGGUCAAAAUGCGCAUUAUGAUGAAAGCUGUAGUUCUACAUUGGCCAGCACUUUUAGCAACGGUGCCAAAGAUCCCAACACAGGAGUGGCCACAACCGAUCUGUACGGAAAAUGCACAACCACCCAUUCCGGAACCAGCGCAGCAGCUCCAGAGGCAGCAGGAGUGUUUGCCCUGGCACUGGAAGCAAACCCAUCUCUAACAUGGCGUGAUGUUCAACACCUAACGGUUCUCACAUCGAAGCGAAAUUCAUUGUUCGAUGCCAAAAAUCGUUUCCACUGGACGAUGAACGGUGUGGGACUCGAAUUUAAUCAUCUAUUCGGAUUUGGUGUUCUGGACGCAGGGGCUAUUGUUUCAUUGGCCAAAAAAUGGCGCACCGUUCCUCCUCGAUAUCAUUGUGAAGCAGGAGCAAUCUUAACACCGCACUCCAUUUCGUCGGUGGGAUCUUUGGUCUUGCGCAUAAAUACCGAUGCAUGUAAAGAUACUGACACCGAGGUGCGUUACUUGGAACACGUCCAAGCUGUUAUUACUGCAAAUGCAACGCGCAGAGGUGAUUUGGAACUGUUUGUGACCUCUCCUAUGGGAACCAGAUCGAUGAUAUUGAGCCGUCGAGCAAACGAUGACGAUCACCGGGAUGGCUUCACCAAGUGGCCAUUCAUGACGACCCAUACCUGGGGAGAGUACCCGCAAGGAACGUGGCUUCUUGAGGCCACGUUCAACUCCAAGGAACCGCGGACGGGUUGGCUGAAGGAGUUUUCACUGGUCCUGCACGGCACCAAGGAUCCGCCCUACCGGAUGCUAUCUCCAGCUUCUCCGCACUCGAAAUUGGCGAUCGUCAAGAAAGCACAUGAAGAUCAGGAUAAAAUGUAAAUGCAGCACACACUCAUUGAAGAUGAAGUUAAGACGAUAUGUAUGUAGAUGAUGAUGAUGAUUUAUUAGUACCCACAAACAAACAAAUAAAAAAAUGAAGAAAAGUUUGAGCUUCUCAAAGUUAUAAAUAUAUGAUACAGAGUAUGCAAGCUAAAACGGGUGUUGUUGUUGGGUGCUCUAGCGUUUAUUUUUCUACAUUUGUGUUUCUCUGGUCAAACAAAAAAAAAACCAGCAUAUUAAGAGCUCAAUCAUUCCUGAACAAGAAAAUACGAUUAUAGAAUCAAAAUAUAAAUGCAUAAUGAUAGAACGAAUUGUAUUCAGUCUGCCAACUUUGAAGCACUAUUUGGUACUCUUUUUUUUCAACAUUCAGGGAUCUCGUCAUGAAGAAAAGCAUUGAAUGCACUAUUUUAAUCCAUGGUGGCUCAAAGUUCCGUUAGAAUUGCAUUGGCUUUUUUUUGUUUUGUUUUUUUAAUAGAGAAAAAUUGGGACGCAGUUACAUAUGUCUCAGUUAUAGAACUCGUAGAAAAGAAAACACUUAAGGAAUGUACCAUUUUUAGUAUUCCAAAAACCCUCAAAGAAGAGUAUAUCAAUUCAAGCUACCAGUCUAGCUUAAUUUGAUAUAUUGGAACAGACCGAAAAAGUUUUUUUUUCUGAUUUCUGUAUAAUUUUGUGGAAGGUCUUUUUUUACGCGGUUUGAUUUUGCUCAGUUUUAUUAACUCGGCUUCUUUUUACGCGUUUUUUUUGCCAUGGAUAUGAUUCUUCUACACGGCUCUCGCGAACAACACGUUUUUUGAGCGAAAGAAUUAUAUAAUAUAUAUAAUAUAAAGUCCUAUACGUUACCGACGGCAUUCAUACCGCGUAAAAAAAACCUUAGUGUACUUUUUGUUGAAAUAAGAUUGUAAUGUAUUUAAAACGUUCUCAUCAAGAAUUUGUUUUAACAAAUUGUAUUUCAAGACAACAUGAUAAUCGGAAAAUUUCUGCAGAAACAGAUUUGUAAAGUUGCGAUUAUUUAUUUUAUGAUCCUAUCAAGUGUCAAGAAAGAUAUCAAACACUUUGUAAUUUGAUUGUUUACUAUCGCUUUUUAUGGAAAAAAAAAUCAUAUUUCCAGUUUUGUUAAAAUUGUUAGUUCAAACAUGCUGAUCACAUGUCCACAUGAUAGAAAAUGAACUGUUAAUCAUUGCAAUGAAUCACAUACCAGAUAAUCGAAGGUUCGAAUUUCGUUUCAAAAGUCAAGUUCUCAAAUCUUCUGAUGAUGUUCGUAUACGUAAGUAUAUUAUUCCUGCAUUCAUUACCUAAAAUCCAAACACUGUUUUGCUGAAGGAAGUUUAUUUUCGCUCAAAAAAAAAAAAAAAAAAAAAAACAAGCACACAAAAAACUGUAACGCAACACAUUCACACGUAUUCUGAAAAACAAACAAAAUAAAAAAAAAUAUUGAUAGAAAUGUCGAUAUCUGUAGAGAAUCAAAUAAUUUGCAAUGUUUUGAAAUUUGGCUUUAAUAACACAAAACAUACACAUAUACAUACAUACUUUAAACGCUGUGCUACUACACACUGCUUGUGUUUUUGGGGGGCCAAACAUUCGUUAGACAUUCUUACAUUCUUACACUCUAUCUCUUCCUUUUUUUCGGUUUUUACAACACUAUCGUCAUAGAAUAUUCUUUAACAAUACAAACAAAAUUAGAGAAUUAGAGUCUGGUUAUGUUUAUCAUGAGAGUAAAAAUAAAUUGAUGUACAUUUUAUUACAACAAAACCAUAAAUAAAGUUAUAAAUGAAUAAAAAUUAAUUGAUAUGAAAAUUCUAAGCCAA